GAUGGGAGGAAGGGGAGUCGGGCGAAGACAAACAUGAACAAGCUGAAGUCCUCACAGAAGGAUAAAGUUCGUCAGUUCAUGAUUUUCACUCAAUCCAACGAGAAGACUGCACUGACCUGCCUGGCACAGAAUGACUGGAAACUAGAUGUUGCCACCGACAAGUUUUUCCAAAAUCCAGAGCUCUAUGUUCCAAAUCUAAAAGGGGCCUUAGACAAGAAGAAGCUUGAACAGCUGUACAACAGAUACAGAGAUCCUCACGAUGACAACAAGAUCGGCAUCGACGGGAUCCAGCAGUUCUGUGAUGACCUGGGUCUGGACCCAGCCAGUAUAAGUGUUCUCCUCAUAGCCUGGAAAUUCAGGGCAGCAACACAAUGCGAGUUCUCAAAACAGGAGUUCAUGGAUGGCAUGUCAGAGCAAGGGUGUGACAGUAUAGACAAGCUAAAAGCUCAGCUGCCAAAGAUGGAGCAAGAGUUAAAGGACCAAGGGAGAUUUAAGGACUUUUACCAGUUUACAUUUAAUUUUGCAAAGAAUCCUGGCCAGAAAGGUUUGGAUUUAGAAAUGGCAAUUGCAUAUUGGAAUUUAGUACUGGCUGGAAGAUUCAAGUUCCUGGACUUGUGGAACACAUUUUUAGUUGAGCACCACAAAAGAUCGAUUCCUAAGGACACUUGGAACCUCUUACUAGAUUUCAGCACAAUGAUCACAGAUGACAUGUCGAAUUAUGAUGAGGAAGAUGUGAUUGAUGCUGCUACCCUGCGUCACACAGGCCUAGAGCAUGGCCUGUCCUUAUUGACGACUUUGUGGAGUUUGCACGGCCACACAUCGGGACCAAAAGUACGGCAGUUUAAGGGCUCCUCUGAAGGAACAUCCAUGUGAGGUUUCCACAAAAACAAGAGAGCGCAGUGAAUGGAGAAAGUGGACCGCACUGAGCUGAGAACUAUGUUGCCUUUUCAACCCUCAGGACUGAAAUAUUUUACACAGCAGAGACUUUAUAUAUGUGUGUAUGUGUAUGUACAUAUAUAUAUAAAAAAAAGGCAUAUCACUUUGUUGGUCAACUUGUGGUGGUUUGGAACUUUUAACUAAAGUAUUGGGCUUUUUUGUGUGCGCUCAAGCCAACUAGAGAGGAGUCACCAUCUUGGCCCACCUGGUUCAUUGAUGUGGUUGGGCUCUGCUAAAAAGCAGGUAGAUAGACACACUUUUGAAUUGUAAUCUAAACACGAGGGUUUACCAGGGGAUGUUGUUCUUUAAAUAUUGAAUUGAAUUUUAAUACUCUUGUGUGCAUUCCUAAUUUUUGAUUUGUUUUAUGAUACAUUUGUGUGACAAGUCAGUAUAAAACAUUGAUUGUAAUUUUUUAAGCAUAAUGCUGUUUCUUUAAACACAAAUGUAUAAAGUAAAAUAAAUGUUUCAAUUUGGUAUCUUUAAAGCUG
This is a messenger RNA of Scomber japonicus (chub mackerel), 1424 nucleotides long. It is a transcript of the gene dcun1d1, whose product is annotated as DCN1, defective in cullin neddylation 1, domain containing 1 (S. cerevisiae). The record is from RefSeq and is a predicted model, not a curated record. Lineage: Eukaryota; Metazoa; Chordata; Actinopteri; Scombriformes; Scombridae. Gene Ontology annotation, cellular component: ubiquitin ligase complex. The coding region runs from base 34 to 873 and encodes 279 amino acids. The transcript has 8 exons. Gene Ontology annotation, biological process: protein neddylation; positive regulation of ubiquitin-protein transferase activity. Gene Ontology annotation, molecular function: cullin family protein binding; ubiquitin-like protein binding; ubiquitin conjugating enzyme binding.